Messenger RNA from Colletes gigas, 3819 nucleotides. RefSeq lists its product as uncharacterized. The transcript is spliced from 5 exons. The record is from RefSeq and is a predicted model, not a curated record. The coding region runs from base 366 to 3257 and encodes 963 amino acids. Gene Ontology annotation, cellular component: plasma membrane. Gene Ontology annotation, molecular function: protein binding. Lineage: Eukaryota; Metazoa; Arthropoda; Insecta; Hymenoptera; Colletidae.
CUGCGUGUUGUUCGGUCACUGGACUCUCAACCUCGUAGGAACGUUGCCUCGUACUUGUUUCCGUCGUCGGCGUGAAACGAACCGCUGCAGGGUGUAUAUUCCGUUUAUAUUCAUACACGUUCUUAUUCCUGUGCGUAUCCAUCAAUUCGUGACUCGAUCGGUGACGGGUGUCGAUCAUCGAAUGUCAUUCGUUAUCAUAAUUAUGUCGCCUGUCGUUACCGCCAUCGGACAUCAUUUCGAUGUGUUUGAACCACUUUCAAGACGCAUAAUCCUUCGAGCGUAAAGCUUUGAAAUAUUCCGUGUCAUCGAUUCGAGCUACCGUUCUCGGGCUUGUGUUGUGAUGUUCGAUUCACUGACAGACGAUUAUGGAGAUAGCUGAUGCUGGAGGUGGUUUUAAACAGUUUCAAGUGACUGCUUUGAUUCUGUCGAUAUUACUUCUUGGAUGGGCAGACCAUGUGGCAGGUGGUGAUUGCAGUCUGGCAGAGUUAACUUGCAGGGAUGGACAUUGCGUACCGAUAGAUGCAUUUUGUAAUGGACAAAAUGAUUGUGGAGAUAGUAGCGACGAACCAGCAAUGUGUACACCCUGUAAUCGUACUUAUCAUGGGCGAGAAGGGCACACAUACAAGUUGGAUCUUCCAAGGCCUGCAGAGGAACGAUUACCUUUCCUCUGUCAUUUAACGUUCACCGCUGCUGGUCAGGGGUAUGGAGAACUGGUACAACUUUUAUGGGAUGCAUUUAGCGUGGGUAGUGUAGAUCCAAAUACUGACAGUUUUGUCACAAGCUGCCCUGAAGGAUCGUUGCAGUUAGCAGAAUUAGGUAGACACUUUACCGGUGGUUCGUGGUGUGGAGCUGGAGAAGGAAAAGCUUCUUAUUAUAGUGAAACUAGUACUGUCACAGCGUCUAUACGACUGUUUCAUGCCCCUUCCUUUGUACCAUUUGACUUCCGUUUACGAUAUAAGUUUGUGGCACGCAAUGAAGCAGUCGCUAGAUUAGGGAAACCAGAUCUUCCAAUUGAACGGGGCUCUUCAGAGCCAGGUACAUACUGCUCUAGAAACUUUCAUGAAUGUCACUUGAAACAGUGCAGAUUACAGAGCCCAAAUUACCCUGGAGAAUAUCCGAGAAAUGCGAGCUGCCUGAUCACUAUAAGGCAAAAGGAGGUGCCCACGUGCAAGCAUGCCAUGAUUUCCGUAAAAUCUACACCGGCUGGUCCAGCUGGAAUAACUACCACUAAUAGUACUUUAAGCGUAUGGCAAGAUUGCCCUCCGGAAAAAGAUCGUCUCAUCUUCCACGAUGGUGACCGCCCAGAGGAUCCAAUUUUGUUGAUUUACUGUGGAGGGCCUUUACCACAGAUCACUGCCAGAGGUCCAACGAUGCAGGUGGAGUUUCGAAGUUCACCGAUAGCCAUUCCUCUCGGUGCUUCUGCUUUACGACUCGAGUUAGAAAUUCAAGUAGUUUACGUCGAUUCCGACGGGCUCGAUUACGCUAAAGAGCCGCAAGGCUGCCACUUUUUUGUAAAUGGUACUAAUAAAAGGAGUGGUAUAUUACGAGCACCGCUUCACGCACUGCCACCGAAUUCCAGCUGCACCUGGAACAUUAAAGGAUCUUCCGGAGACAGAGUGUGGAUUUAUUUUUCUUCUUAUUCUCAGAGAGAUUUAACCGGUAGCGUUGAAAAUAAUGCUAGCUCACAGUCGGAUGUACCGUGCGCGGUGAAAUUAAUUUUUUGGGACGGUACAACGACUACUGGAUUCCCAAUGGCGACGCUCUGCGACGAUACACCCAAGUUAUGCGCUCACGCAGCUUUAAGAAACGUUACCAGAAGUACAAGACCGUGUAAAGAAGAAGAAAGUUACAUUACGGUAGCACCAUCUUUAACUUUGCGCAUGGAAACGAUGUUGGGCACUGCUCUUCACACUGUUAAUUUCAAUGCACAAUACGAAUUUAUCUCAACCAUUCAAGUUGGCGAACCUUGGGGCGACGGUGUGUGCAGCAGGGUUUGGCGUAAAGUUCGCAGUGGUGAAGUCACGACGCCACGUGAUGUUCGCCUGUUUGGUCGAGGUGGAUCCUCGAAAUUAGAAUGCAAAUAUCGAAUCGAGGCUGGCGCGGACGAAAGAGUAAGACUGACGUUGCACAACGUCAGUUUGGGCGAGUCAACCAUUUGCACGAGCGAACCGGAUCCUCAUACCGGCCGACCACGUUGUGUUCAGGAAGUGGGUUCCAGAGAGGCUCGUUUAGUUUUAUACGAAGCGCCUUGGCGGGACGUGAGACUUCCAAGAGCUUGUUUAUGUGAUAAUACGUCGCAUCUUCCAUUGACGCACAUUUCUUCGAGCAAAGCUCUGGAAAUUACAUUCUUGGUCGAUCAACAAGCUCCGUACGAAGAUUUCGAGACGCUUUUCUUUUAUGCCAGUUUCGAGCUUGUUCGGGCACCCGAGUGUCCCAGGAAACAAAGAGUACGCGGAGAAGGUGGUGAACUACGAUUCGUUGCGCCGCCGUUGUCAAGGCCGGACAUUUAUUGCGAGGGUCUCCCCUGGCUGGUAGAGGCUCGCGGGAACAGGUCACUGUUCGUGUUAACUUGGGGUUGGUUUCUUCCUCUUGAGCCAUUGCCUGUAUCAGAAGUGAACGAACAAGUGAAAUGCCCGACGAGCAACAGAAUCCUUCUUUACUCCGGUUGGCCACCGAAGCUCUUGAAGGUCGUGUGCCCCGCAGAGCCAGGAGCAAGGGAGUUCACUGUUCACGUGUUCUCGGAAGAGUGGUUGGUAGGAGCCGACGAAGGUAAAUGGCCAGGUCCACCGCGACCGCCGGCGCUUUUGUUAGAUUUCGUCGCGAGGGAAUCCGGUCAGGCUGCAGCCUCCUGGCUCGAAAUCUCGAAAAGCAGAGCCGCGCUUCGUAGACAGCUACGCUUACCCGAGAGAGGAAUAGAAAAUGAAACAACGAGUCACGGAGACUGUCCUCAUAAAUGCCCUGAACUGAGUGCUUGUAUUGCCGCGAGUCUUUGGUGCGAUGGAAGAGCGCACUGUCCAUCCGGACACGACGAAGCUAGUUGCGGUAACGGUGCAAAAUUACUCGGACUACUUCCUUCGGAGAUGUGGCUUGUACUGGCAGGCGUUGCUGCGAUUAUCGCUGCCUUCGCGUGUUUUUUCGCCGUGCUCAUUAACAGGUCGAAAACGCGCACAAAAGGACUUCAUUAUAAAGGUACAAAGAAAAGCAAUAGACCGAGACACACGCCAACGGGAGAGACACUUCUUGGAGCGGCAUCCUGACAACAACAACCCGGUUUCGUGGAAUAUAUCCAUGUGGACCGGGAAACAACAGUUUAGCAAUAUUUGUCUAUGCUUCACCGUCCACUAACUUAACACUAUCCCCAGGUACCAUAAUGCAAUUUCACGUAUUUUCUUUUCUAGUCGUUGGUAACUAUAUUCGUUUAGUCAUCCUUAUCUUUUAAACGCUGCUAUGACUGUAUACCUAGCCAGAGUUCAUACUAAUUAGUAGCAAUGCACUAAGGAGGGCCACAAGAUAUAUCCGUGUUUUUGUUCCCUCGAACUAUUUAAAAUUUGCCCAUCUAUAACGGUAGCAAUAUUUUUAUCCAUAUUCUAUUCUCUUAUACAGGAUGUAUCUUAACGUGUGGGACCCACUUAAGUGGUUACAUUGUAAUUACAUAAUUUAGUUUACCGGUAUUUUAUAAACCAAAGAGAACAGUAAGUGCAAAUGAUAUAAUAUACAGGUAUACAUCUAUAAUUUAAAAAAUAUCACACACAUUGCUCAAAGAACAUUGUAACUGCCAAAAAAUAUUUUAAGUUCCAUUAGCAAACUGUGAAGUUUCUA